GUUCGCGCUCCUCGGGCUUGGCGCCUGUGUGAGUUUGCGGCUUCACGUGCACAGUAGCGGUCCAGACGCCGUCGGGGACGCUCGGUGCAAGGCACCGCCACCUCACCAUGUCCGACGAGGGAGACUUUAUUGUUGUAAAUAUGGAUGGCGACAGUGAUAACGACGUCAGUGAUGAUGAUGAGCUGUUAAGUGAAUUUUUUGGAUCAGACGUUAUUCCGGAUACAUCCAGUGAUGGUGACUUGACCGUAGACUCCGAACUUGAAGACUCUGAUGACAGCUUUGAGGAACAAUCCGUACAUGAUACUGAAGAUGAAUAUGGUGAAGACAAUGGAGUUAAUGGAGAUGAUGAAGAUGAAGAUGACAAUGAAGAUGUUGAAGAAAUUAAUCUUCCAGUCAAUUUAAAAAGAUACAAUCCUAGCUCAGUGAAUGUUUCCCCAACAAACAAAAGAAGACGACCAUCUUUUCCAGAUGAUUUUACGCAUUUAGAAGAACUUCUUGAAAGGACAAACAGGCAGAUUACCCAUAUUUAUGACACUGUUUCAAGAAUGCAAGAAGUUUGUGAGAUGUCACAGACAGAGAGAUGUGAAACUUGUGGUGACUCGUUAAAUGAGACAGAGCAGGCAACCCAGGACCAGGACGACCCUGAGGGAACAGUUCCUCAGCCAGAGGAAGAGGCCGAGCCUGAAGAGCUGCUUUCCGACCUUGACAUAGAGCCUGUCGAUGAAGGUGCUCAAGGAAUCGACCAUGCCGCCAUCUUGGCUGAGCAGCCUGCUGUGGAAACACCUCUGGCAUUGCUGCAGCCAGCAGACCCCAUUCUGGCCGGUGACCCGAAUGGGAUGAUUUACCCAGUUGGCGUGGGAGUUGAGAAUAUCAGCGCCAAUGCUGUCCCACCAUUUGUCUACAUCCCUCCCAAUUUGGAAAUGCCAGAAAUCGCAGAAACCGGUGUUGGAAACCACACCCUGACAAUGAACAAUCCAACUUUGGAGGAAAAUCACGAAGAGGAAGACACUUUCAAUCCACCUGUCUUUCACAACUUCAAUAUUCCAGUAAUACCAGAAGCAGCCUUGGAAGAGAACCCCGAGACAGUGAGUUACCCACCCGCAAUGGGAAAUAGCAGUGUCCAGCAAAAUGCAUCUUCAUCUUCUAGGCCCCCAUCUGAUUCCGAGAUUGAAGAAGUUGUACUGGUAGAAAUGCCAAAAAAAACUGAAGUCAUAGUGGAUAACAAUAAAGAGACAGUAUAUUAUCCUGCUUUAUUAGGAAAUAUUGUUCCUCCAGAUCCUGAGACUAUAGCUGCCUCCAUAUCUUCUGAGUCAGUAAUUGAAAAACUUGUACUAAUAGAAGUGCCAGUUCAUCCAGAAAACAUUGUGGAAAACAACCCUGAGACACUGAAUAACCCAAUUAUAUCAGAAAAUGGUGGAAACCAAGAACCUGCUGCUGCAUCAUUUCCUUCAGAAAUUGUAAUAUUGGGCACUGAAGAAAGCACCUCUGAGAUAAUGAAUAACUUAUAUGUAUUUGAAAAUUAUGGUAACCAAAUUGUGCCACGCCCUGUCUCUGUUAAUCCCAGUCUUGGGUAUCUUGGUGAUCCAAGAAGAAACAUCAUGUUACCUAAUUUUCAUUUGAUAAUUGCAAGAGAUAAACCAACUCCCAGUUGUGCAGCCUGCUACUUGGCCAACCUGAUAUUCUCUCAGGAAAUCCUGCUUUUGAACUCAGUUCCUGGCCAUGCUUCACGUAGUAUAUUCAUGGAUCAUAACAAACUUUCUGCAAUAAGAGAAUAUCUCUCGGCAAUUUUCCCAAACUGUGACUUGAGAGAACAAGGAAAAGACUGGGUAGACUGUCUUUCUGCUAUUAGUUUUAUGAUUGAGCGUUUGUAUACUGAAACGGAAAUCCUCACAGAUAGAAUCUUGAGUAUGCCCAUAUCCAAAGCCUGGAAUAUCAGAAGUGGUGAAGAUGAGGAUGAGGGCCCUUCUCAGUGGUUUCAGGAGGUCAGGGAGUCUGUGAUAAGAGAAGGUGGGAAUUUUGAGCAGAAUGCUGGUGCUAACUCUGAAGACACUGAUAAUGCAGCCAUCAUUCCUGAUGAACUAGUAUAUCUCGGAGAUCCAUCUAGAAAUAUACAGAUACCACAUUCAGUACUGAAAACAGCAAAAGCCCUAUUGCGCCCAUAUCUGUCAGCCAAAUACAUCAGUCUCCACUUGUUUCCAGAGGAAACCCUAAUUAGAAGUAAUGUCUAUGGCAGUGUGCAGUGUGGCCUGUAUUCCCUUGAUUCCAAUAGGAUGAAGGCUCUCCAAGAAUUUCUUCAGAACAACUACCCUGAAUAUAAUCUAGAAGAAACUGGAUGCUGUUGGAAAUUGUGUGUGACAGCCAUCAACAGCUGUCUCCAGACUCUUAGACAAAGCCCAAGAAAUGUUAUAGACUAAUAAUACUAACUUCUAGCAGCAACUCCUUCCAUGGAAUUAACCAAACAGUCUGAUGAAACUAACUAAAGCACUUACCCAUCCAUUUUUUCUAAAACAGUAGAUCGUUUUUGUAAGUUUCUGAAAUUGUAUAACCUGUCAUAAUGUCAAAGUUUUGUAUUGACUACAAAAUACUUGACAAAAGAUCUCUUCUGUUUUCAAGAAAUACUUUGUCUCUGGACAAAAUGUGGAGCAGUGUACUGCUGCUUUGAGCCUCCAGUUAGGGGAAUACUAGGAAAUCCUUGAUUGUUUUACAUGGUUAUUUGAAUAUAGACUUAGCACUUAAUGGUGGAAGAAAGUUGAGUAUCAGCAACACACACACGUAAGCACAGAACUAUUGUUAGGACAAUCCACAAUCUACUAAGCAUAAUGUGCAUACAAUAGAAACUUGGUAUUCGCCAAGUGAGUUGACACUUUAGCACUUAGGUAUAAACUGUUGAUUCAGAAAGGAGAUAUCACCUACUUAUAUCUAGAACAUCUAUAGUGAGUGUCUUUCCUACACAUUUUAUACAAUGACAAGAUUGCAGUCACAUUUAUUUGACCUAAGCCUUUCAGAGAGAAAACCUAGAUGCCUUGGUUUACUCCUAAUAAGAGUGGUAUCCUUUAAAUUACCUCUUGAUAACAUUUUAUCACACAAGUUUGCUCAGGUUGAAUGUAGAAUACUACCAAGGGAGUUGGCAUUCCUUUUAGUAAUUAAAAUUUAACAAUGUCUGUGAAUAAUAAGAAUCUGACCAAAUUCAGACACUGAAAUUAUUUUGGUUUCUGAAGUAUCUGGGUAAAGGUUUAAAUAUAUUUCCCAUUUUUCAGAUAUAUUCUACUAGUCAAAUGCACACAAAUUUAAAUCUGAGUGUUGCAUGUAUAUGACAACAUUGGUCAGAAAUUCCGAGAAAAGUGCUCUUAAAGCAAUGGUUCUCAACCUAUGGGUCUUGACCCCUUUUGGGUCAAACGGCCCUUUCACAGGAGUGGCAUAUCAGAUAUCCUGCAUAUUAGAUAUUUAUGUUAUGAUUCGCAGCAAUAGCAAAAUUAUAGUUAUGUAGCAGCAAUGAGAUAAUAUUAUGGUUCAGGUUGACCACACCAUGGGGAACUGUAUUAAAGGAUGGCAGGAUUAGGAAGGUUGAGAACUACUGUCUAAAAGGAUAUUGGCAAAGUGGAAAUUAUCCAUCUUGAUCAUGAAUAAUAUUUUGUUUUUAACAUAAGCCCCUUGGUGUAGAGAAAGUUAUUGAAUGUUUUAGCCACAGAAAUAAUUCCAAUAUUUGAAUAUUUGUGUUUAGGAAAUAUUUUGUUAGUCACAAUGCCACCUUUUAUCUUUAAACAUAUCAAAAAAAUUUUAUAAGCACUUGAAGUAAAUUUUAAACUGCUUACUAAGCAAAUUUUUCUUAUGCAAAAUUUCAAUACAACCCAAAACAUGCAAAAUUUCAGUAUAACCCAAAAUUCUGUCUUACAUAGUUGACCUUGACUAACUUCAGAGUUUUGAUAAAGCAGAGAAAAAAAACACAAUGGAAAUAUGAUACUGUAAUUCAGUUAAAUAGUAUAACUAUUUUGAAGUCUUGUUAUUUAACUUGUGAGAGAUAGUUAUGCUUUUAUGUGACCAAUUUAUAGAACACAUACACACAUAUACGCAUACACAACUUUUUGAAAACUAAAUUCAACUUUGAGUGUUCUAGUAGAAUGCAGUGUGACUUUAUGAGGAUUAUGUAUGAUUAGAUGUUGUGGAUAGCAGUGGUAGAACACAUGUUUAUAUGCACAAGAUUCUAGGUUAAAGCCUGGCACCAAAAGAACAUAAAAAAAAAAAACCUAGAUGUUUUAAGACUGUUCUCUGAAUAAAUAAGUAAACAAAUAAGUAUUUUCUUUUAGCUUAACAAAACUAUAGUGUUUGUGUGUACAUCUUUAUCUUGUAGGUGUGUUUAGAAAGGUUUUAAAAAGUAGAUAGUUUUAAAAACCUUCCAUAUUUGGACAAAAUAAUUUUGACAAGAUUUUUUUUUUUAUUUUUGGUUUUUCAAGACAGGGUUUCUCUGUGUAGCUUUGCGCCUUUCCUGGAGCUCACUUGGUAGCCCAGGCUGGCCUCGAACUCACAGAGAUCCACCUGGCUCUGCCUCCCGAGUGGUGGGAUUAAAGGCGUGUGCCACCAUCGCCCGGCUUGAAAAGAAUUUUUUAGACUUACUCAUCUAAAAUAGUCUCUGGUUUCACCAUUCAGUUUAACCAAUUUCACAAAUAUUGAUGGUUGAGCUAAUACAGAAAUAAAAUCCAUGCUAUAAAUGUACAUCAAAACUUAACAUUGUCCUUCAUAAAUACAUACAUAUUUGGUACUUAAAAAGAAAAGUGAAAUUAUAUACUGGGCAAUAACUAACUUCAAACUGCAUAUACAGAUUUCAAAUUGAAUUUGGCCUUUAAAAAAAUAAACCACAAGAUCAAGAUUUUCUGUUUUCAAGAUGAAUGGUUGUUGCUUACAUAACUUAUUUGGAGAAGCCUGCCAAUGGACAUUUCCACAGGAAUACAAACACAAGUAACAGGUUGUUCAUUGUGGUAAUCACUAGGCCCAUGGAACCAUUGGACACUUGGAAAAUUAGAGGAAUUAAAUCUAAAAUUUGGGUGACUAAAUUUAAAAGUUAUGUAGGCUUAAAUGGCACAUUUGAGAUAUAUUGGCUUUUUAUUUUUUUUAUUUUAUAAUAACAAGGAUUGAAUUUCAAGGCUCAUACAUGCUAGGCAAGUACUUCAUUGCAUUUUAAGUCCCAACAAUGCCCUUUAUUUGUAUAAAGUAUUCAGAAUAGUUC
Messenger RNA from Peromyscus maniculatus bairdii (prairie deer mouse), 5221 nucleotides. RefSeq names its product BEN domain containing 2 (gene Bend2). The record is from RefSeq and is a predicted model, not a curated record. NCBI's taxonomy places the organism in Eukaryota, Metazoa, Chordata, Mammalia, Rodentia, Cricetidae. Gene Ontology annotation, molecular function: DNA binding.